UGUAGCGACUAUUUUUUUAGCCUCAUAUGUGGCUUAAGUAGGCGACAGUUACAAUCCAGCUUGUCCACGACCGCACCUAAACGGAAGGGCCCCUUUUAUAAAUUAACUUUAUUUAAUCAAGUUAAUUCAGUUACGAAAGCGCUCAUCGCAGUUCGGUGCUUCAGGUAAAAAUUUAAUGGCAGACCCUGUCAUAGAUGAACAAUUACUUGAAGACUUGGACGGUGGCCUAAGUAAAUUUAUCGCAGGUGGCGUCAUCGACGAUAAACCAAAUUUUGAUCUAAAUUUAGAGACAUUGUCGAAGUGCUGUAGAGAUCAGAAAUGUGUGGACGAACUUAUUUUGAAGGAAAGCGAUUUUCUGUACUCUUUGGUAGGCUUUCUUCGUGCCGGAGUUGAGUCUUCUGCUUCUGAUAUCAGCUAUUCAACUAAUCAAGUUCUAGAUUCUGUCACCAAAGUAUACCGAAACAGUUCUCACACUUGCAAAGCUGACCUUAGAGAGUUUACGAAAGAAAGUGGUGUCAGUGAAGUCGUGGAGAAGAUGCUUGUCUCAAAACAGAGUGUUCGACUCUGUGUCGAACUGAUCUGCAGGAUAAGUGAACUGACAGAAAGAAUUUGCGAUAAGCAGCAGUUGCUUUCUGAAAUAGAAAACUAUAUGCGAUCAUUGCUCAAGAACCAAGUCAACGAUGCAAAAAAAUUCACUGAGCUCAAAAUUUCGUGGAACUGCUUCUUGGUUUUGGACGCGAAAGAGAAAUAUGGCGAAGCCCUUCUCACGGGAAAUUUUUCAGAGGUUUUGAAAAAAUCUUUUUCGAAAUCAUUGGAAGUUUCGAUUGAAGAUGUCUGCUAUAUAACAGAAAAUGGGCUAGUGAACAAAGAGUUUCGAAAUUCACUUCUGCAGGACGUGGAGUUCGUUGAACUGCUUGCGAAGCUAUUUCACGGCUGUUUUUUAGCAAGAGAAACUGAAAUUUUGAAACACCUUGUGGUGGUGAUUCGAAACAUGUUCUUCGACAUGGAUAUUGAGAACCCUGGCUGGAUAGUUUACGAGGAAGCUCAUCUGAUAAUCAAACGUAGUAACGUGCCUUCAGACUUGAGGAAAAUCAUUUGUGGAUCAGAUAACAAAGGCGUCAAGUUCUUCGCUAUAGAGCUGGCCUCCUAUAAUUUCGUUGACUUAGAUUUGGACGAAAACAAGGAGAUCCUGAAAGAAAUAAGCUCCGAUUUAAUUCAGUGGCUGCUUAAAGCGAUUGACGCUCCGGGACCGGGAAAAUCAAUUACUAUUCCAGGAACAGAAUACCACACAAGCGCGUAUAACUUGGUUUCGCUUUUGGCUAGGGUUAGUUACAACGAUGACAUCAAACUUGAUUGCGUUAGACGUGGGCUUAUUGAAAAGUUAUUUCUGUUUAUUCAAUCGCCUAUGGAACCUAAAAUCUUGAGUGAAGUUUUGUCUAUUUUUGACCAAAUUUGCUUCGUUCAAAAGGAAGCAGAAAUUUCUGAGAUUCAUCUAAACAGUCUGAAGAAGUUAGCGGGAUAUUUAUCAGGUCAAAGUUCAGAAGUUGAUCCGAAAUUUGCUUGGAUGAAAACCAUGAGAAACGGUUUUGUUGAAAAAGCAGCGAAGAGUCUAAAGCUAGGCUUGAGUAUCACCGAGCCUCAAGUUCCUAUAGAGGCUAAGAAUGUCAAUGCGUGCUCGGGCUCACAGAAUGAAACGGAAGAAUUUGUAAUGUUAAGUUAUAAUUGGGAAUCGACGGAAGUUGUCGAUGAGUUAGCGAAUGCUAUUCGGAACUCGGGGGUUCCAAUUUGGAGAGACAUUGAAAAAAUGGUGAAUUAUGGAGAUAUUAAUGAUGGAAUGGCGGACGCGGUGGAAAAUUGCGGACUGUUAGUAGCUGUAAUUUCAGAGAAAUAUAAGUUGAGUAAAAAUUGCAGAAGAGAACUAGAAUACGCGGAUAACAGGAACAAACAGUUUAUUUUUGUUAAGACAGAUCCGAAAUAUGAGCCAGCGGCAUGGCUGGGUUUAAUGAUGGGCAAAAAGAUCUACUAUAUCGUAGAUAAAAAUGAUGCGAAAACUUAUGAAGCUUUGAUUAAAGCAAUUCAGAAAAGUUUGAAUGUUCGAAACACGGAAACUGAUCGAGAGACUUCGCCUCCCAAGCCUGUAAAGUCUUCGACCACUAAAUUAUUCACGCAUGUUGAAUACAAGGAAUGGGUGCAGAACAAUCCAGCAGUGAAGUUUCUGAAAAAAGAUCAGAAGAAAAAGUUGUUUAACGAAUUUGUCAUUGCAGGAAUUGUCGAUCUGAUCAAAUCAGAGUCGCUAAGAUAUGUGAUUGAGAAACUACAAAAGGAUUUCGAUCUGAACGCUUCGGAAGCAAUGACUCUAGUCAAAGUAUUAGAAACCAGUUAUCCCUCUGCAUAAAUCAAAAUAAAAGUUUGCAUCAAAAGCUUUGGUUUGCGACCUUAAAAAAGAAUUAUAUUUUUGGGCCUCUAAAUUAAAAAAUCGGCCACUAGCUUUUUUGAGCCUAAAGCGCAGCAGAGAAAGCCUUCGCUAAUUGACAAUAUCGCGUGUGAAAUAAGUAUAUCGUCAGAAACGUAUAUACUUUUAGUGGCAGAAAAUUUCAGCCAAAAAAAAACGAGUAUAUCAGCAGAAAAAAAGAGCCUCUAAAAAAUGUAAAGCAAAGCUUCAAGUUAUUCGUGAAACUGGAUUAUUGAACACGACUGAUUUAACUUCUCAGUUGUGUUCAAUUCCAUGUAAAAUAAAAACUUUGUACAAAUUAUACCGGAACCUGAACACAUAACUGAGUCACUUGAACUUGAUUUUCGGAGAAUUGUGUUGAAGUACAGGCUUUUGAUCUCAUUUGAUGCUAAAAUUCUAUCGAAUCAAUUUCUCUUCAACUUAUAUGAAUUAAUUUGUUUAAAAAAUUUGUAAUUUUUUGUAAAUCUUACUAAAUUGAACAGCAUUAAUUUGUACUUAAUAGAUAUUAACUUCCUUGCUUUCACCAUUUGAUGUGGCCUUCGAAGUAAUCAGAAUUUAUUGAUUCUCAAUUUAAUUAUUAUAUUUUA
This is a messenger RNA of Symsagittifera roscoffensis, 3039 nucleotides long. RefSeq lists its product as uncharacterized. Bases 176 to 2395 code for a protein of 739 amino acids. The transcript is spliced from 2 exons. Lineage: Eukaryota; Metazoa; Xenacoelomorpha; Acoela; Convolutidae. The record is from RefSeq and is a predicted model, not a curated record. Gene Ontology annotation, biological process: signal transduction.